This is a messenger RNA of Trichoderma breve, 1878 nucleotides long. Its product is annotated as 50S ribosome-binding GTPase domain-containing protein. Gene Ontology annotation, cellular component: cytosol. The transcript is spliced from 3 exons. Gene Ontology annotation, biological process: ribosomal subunit export from nucleus. The record is from RefSeq and is a predicted model, not a curated record. Gene Ontology annotation, molecular function: GTP binding; GTPase activity. The coding region runs from base 1 to 1878 and encodes 625 amino acids. Lineage: Eukaryota; Fungi; Ascomycota; Sordariomycetes; Hypocreales; Hypocreaceae.
AUGGUGUUGGCAAAGUCGAAAAAGAAUGAGGGGCUGGGCAAUACCCUGAUGAACGAUCGCUUCGGAAAGGGCAAAGGCACCGACCACAGGAAGACGUCCGCUACUAUGCGAACGAACCACACGACUGGCGAACAAUAUCUCGUAAACGACAAGAAGGAUGCAGCUUGGGUCAAGAUGCGCUCCGUUACGGAGCAAGGCGCGCUGGACGAGUUCCUGGCCACUGCCGAGCUGGCCGGCACUGACUUUACGGCCGAGAAGAUGAACAAUGUCAAGAUCAUCCACACCGACCAGAAGAAUCCCUAUCUGCUAUCCGCCACCGAAGAGAGAGCCAUCCUUGGCAAGCAUCGACAGCACAGAAACCGGCUGACGGUUCCGCGAAGACCUCACUGGGAUGCCUCGACUACUCGGGAGGAGCUCGACCUACGUGAGCGAGAAGCUCUUGUCUCAUGGCGAAGAGGCUUGGCUGAGCUGCAAGAGAACAAUGAUCUGCUCAUGACGCCGUUUGAACGAAAUAUCGAGGUUUGGAGACAGCUGUGGAGAGUCAUUGAAAGAUCAGAUCUCAUUGUGCAGAUUGUGGAUGCGAGAAACCCUCUUCUCUUCCGAUCUGAGGAUUUAGAAUCAUAUGUCAAGGCUGUCGAUCCCAAGAAGGAGAACUUGCUUUUGAUCAACAAGGCCGACAUGAUGACUAUCAAGCAGCGCAAGGCAUGGGGCAGGCACCUGAGAGAAGCAGGAAUUGCAUACAAAUUCUUUUCUGCGCAGCUUGCAAAGGAAUUGAUUGAGCAGGUUAAGAAGGAUGAGGAGAGCGAAGACGAGGCAGAGGCUGCCGAGGGCUCAGGAAGCAAAGCGCCAGAGGAUGAAGAUACUCAGAUUCUCACAGUAGAAGAGUUGGAGGAGAUUUUCCUAAAAUAUGCUCCAACCGAUAGAGAGGCAGAUCACAAACUCCAAGUCGGAUUAGUCGGCUACCCUAACGUGGGUAAAUCAUCAACCAUCAACGCCCUCAUCGGGGCCAAAAAGGUCUCCGUCUCUUCAACGCCAGGAAAGACCAAGCACUUCCAGACCAUUCACCUCAGCGAGCGGGUCAUCCUGUGUGAUUGCCCUGGUCUCGUGUUCCCCAACUUCGCAACCACAAAGGCCGAUCUCGUCACUCAAGGCGUGCUGCCCAUCGACCAGAUGCGUGAGCACUCCGGACCCGUAGGCUUGGUCGCUCAGAGAAUUCCCCAGCCAUUCCUGGAAGCUAUUUACGGCAUCAAGAUCUUGACUAGACCCGUCGAAGAAGGAGGCACUGGUAUUCCGACCGCUGAGGAACUGCUGCGUGCUUACGCUACUGCUCGAGGAUUCCAGACACAGGGUCUUGGUCAACCAGACGAAGCGCGAGCAUCCAGAUAUAUCCUGAAAGACUACGUCAACGGAAAACUCCUCUUCGUCCACCCUCCCCCAGGUAUCGAGGAUGAGAAGGAGUUCAACGCCGAGCUGUACGACGAAGCGCAUCUGCCCGAGCGCCGCCGUGCCGGUUUCAUUGCCGCCACGGAGGCCCUCCACCUCGAUGACGAGAGCAUGGCGUCCGAGUUUGUCGGCCUCCCCCAGGGCCCCAAGUCCAAGAGGCUCGAUAAGAGCUUCUUCACGCCAAAGAACAUCCGCGGGCAUGUUAGCCAGCCCUUCAACUACAAGUACACAGAGCAAGGCAGCGCGUCCGGCAGCACGGCCGGCGGCACCAAGAUGCUCAGCGGACGCAAGGCUCGGGCAGCGAUUGCUCUCGAGACCGGCGUGGACCCCAAGGAUGUGCAGCUUGGGUCUGGGAAGAAGCAUUUCAAAAAGGGCGCGCCUAACGGCAUGGGCAGGAAGGCAAGGAGGGGAGCACCAAACUUUGCUGAUGACUAG